GCAGUGAGGGAGAGAAUAUAAGCAAUUAAGGCUGAUAGGGGAUUUCACUUGGAUGAGCGCCCUGAGAGAGAAUGGAGCAAGAGAGAAGAGACGCACUCAUUUAUACGUGAGGGAGAUAUUAAAGGGAGAGAUGAUGAUAAGAAGAAGAUUAUGAAAUUUUUACUGGAUUCAGACGUGAAAGAGCACAUUUCCAUCCUUCCAAUUGUUGGUAUUGGCGGGCUUGGAAAAACGGCUCUUGUUCAAUGUGUAUAUAAUGAUGAGACGGUCAGCAAACAAUUUGACUUGCAAAUGUGGGUUUGUGUCUCUAAUGACUUCGACGUUAAAAAAAUAGUGAAAAAUAUGAUAGAUUGUAUAAAGAAGAAAGAACCAAAUGAGGUUGUGGUGGAACAGUUGCAAAGUGAACUGAGGGCAAAAAUUGGUGGAAAGAGAUCUUAUAGUUUUAGAUGAUUUGUGGAGUGUAGAACGAGAAACAUGGCUAAGCUUGAAAACUUUAUUGGCUGGAGGUGCUAGAGGAAGCAAGAUACUUAUAACUACUCGUCUUUCUUUGGUUGCGGAGAUCACUGGCACUGCUUCGCCUCAUUUUCUCGGCGGCUUAUCUGAAAGUGUGUCUCUUGAUUUAUUAAUGCAAAUGGCUUGUCGAAAAGAAGAGCAGAUGCAGGAUCCUGACAUGCUAGCUAUUGGCAAAGAGAUAGUUAGAAAGUGUUCUGGGGUUCCAUUGGUUGUUCGAACCGUUGGGAGUUUACUAUUCUUUAAGAAAACUAAACCCGAAUGGUUACAUUUCAAAGAUAAUGAGCUCCUAGAAGUGUCUCAAAGGGAAGACCGCAUAGUAUUUGUUCUUAGGCUAAGUUAUGACCAUCUUCCUUCACAUUUGAAACAAUGUUUUGCACUAUGUUCAUUGUUUCCCAAAGAUUAUAGGAUAAAGAAGCAGACUUUGAUCAAUCUUUGGGUGGCAGAAGGAUUUAUCCAGCCAUUGAAUAGAAGUCGGCAUUUAGAAGACAUUGCUCAUGGGUAUUUCGUGGAUCUACUUUCAAGUAACUUCUUCCAAGAUUAUGAAAAAGACAUAGAGACUUGCAAGAUGCAUGAUAUGAUACAUGAUCUAGCUGGCUUAGUUGCAGGGACUGAGUGUUGGGUGGCAUGGGAAGACACAAAAUCCAUACUUGAAAGAACUCGUCAUAUAUCUCAUGGUUUGACUUCCAAUUUGAUGCGUGAACUUCCAAUCUCACGUUUGAAAGCAAGUUCACUGAGAACAUUUCUUUCUGCUAUGCCCGAACCUACAUAUGGGGAAAUGGAACAAAGAGAACCAACAAGCGAAGUAGAUCUACGCCAACUCAUUCAAAGUUUCAAGAGCUUGCGCAUCUUGGAUCUACAUGCCACGAAUAUCAAGAACGUGCCGAGGUCCAUUUGUAAGUUGAAGCAUCUCACGUAUCUCGAUUUCUCUCACAAUAAUGCACUCAAAAGGCUUCCUAACUCCAUUACAAGAUUGCAAAAUUUGCAAACACUUAAUCUCUAUAGUUGUUCUGCCCUUGAAGAAUUGCCAAGGGGUAUAAGGAAGUUAGUCAGCCUUCGAAAUCUAGACAUAAAUGAAUGUUGGAAACUUAGUUAUGUGCCACAUGGACUAGGGCAAUUAAGUUCUUUGCAUAGACUAACACGCUUCAUUUUGCCCAAAGAUAAAGCUCUUCAUUGCCGACUUGGGGAGCUAAAUGGGCUUAAUAACAUUGGGGGAACCAUUACGAUUGAAAAUUUGGGACACGUGACGAAUGCAAUACAAGAAUCCAAGGCUGCAAACUUAAUAGGGAAGCAUUCUUUAGAAUCUUUGGAACUUCGAUGGGGCUAUCUUGAUACUGAAGAUGAAGUAAUCGGGGAUAGAGAUGAAGCUCUAUUAGAUGGACUGAUGCCGCACUCAAACCUACAGAACUUGAAGAUAAAUGGAUAUAAAGGUAAGAGCUUUCCGAGGUGGAUGAUGGAUAGCCUUGUGUUUUCCUUGCCAAAUUUAGUUGAGGUACACUUGCAGCAAUGCGGAAGAUGUAAAUAUCUCCCUCAAUUGGGCCAACUACCUCACCUCAAGUCUUUAAGUAUUUGGGGGCUGGAUGAAUUGGAAUACUUCGAGCCAGACCAUUCAUUCAUCACAACACCAUUUCCUGGUUUAUUAAGAUUACAUAUCGGUUACUGCAAAAACUUGAAAGCCAUGCCACUAACUCCACAUCUUGAGGAGUUAAUGCUGAGUAAGGUCAACCUAGAGUUGAUAAAUCAGAUAUUUGGCCUUAAUAAGUUGAAGAGUCUGGAUAUCUCAGAGAUGGAUUUUCUAGAAUGUUUGCCCGAGAAGUGUUUCCAAAGUCUUACUUCACUUGAAGAUCUUAGCAUCAGUUGUUGUCAUCGGUUAACUUCCCUCUCACUUGGUAUGCAACAUCUAACGAACCUGUUGAAUGUCUCUUUUUUGUAUUGUGAGGAGCUUAAUUUAUCCAAAAACGAAAGCGAUAACAUCUUGGAUUUACAAGGAUUGAAGAGUCUCCAGUGCUUAAAUUUGAAGGCUUUACCAGAGCAGAUCGAGGCUCUUCAAUCACUUCAACAGCUUGAAAUCAUCCGGUGCCCGUUGUUGACAUCAUUACCUGAAGGGAUGCGAAGGAUUGCAUCCCUUAGUCACCUAAGAAUUGCAGCUUGCCCAGAUUUGGAAGAGCGGUGCAAAAAAGAUGCAGGUGAGGACUGGUACAAGAUUGCUCAUAUCCCGCACAUAAUUCAUGAGCUCGAAUAUUACGAUGAUCUCUUAUGAUUAGAAAUUCUCCACUUAUCUUUUUGUAGGUAUGUGGUCCUUUUUUCUCAGAAUUUACAUGAAUAAUUUCUUUUGAAUUGUGUUUCGAUACUUGAUUCAAUUGGGAAAAACAUCACCGAAUGGUUUGGACACAUCCUUGGACGCAAGUAUUUACACGGUGAGGAAAUAUCCACGUUGUUCCUUCAUAUGGCCCCCAAUGGGAUGCCCCUAAACUAAGUGCUCGAUUUAUCCAAAAGUGUGAGGAAAACAAAGAAAACUCAUGCUCCUUCUCUACCAACUCCGAGCUCUUAAAUUUGGCUCGGGAAUCAUGCCAUAGAUAUAGUGUGAACUCUACUUAUUUGAUUUCACAAGGAGUACAAUGCAUGCAUAGUCCCAUGAUUGUGGAA
This is a messenger RNA of Syzygium oleosum, 3153 nucleotides long. Its product is annotated as putative disease resistance protein RGA3. Gene Ontology annotation, molecular function: ADP binding; protein binding. The transcript has 3 exons. The record is from RefSeq and is a predicted model, not a curated record. Lineage: Eukaryota; Viridiplantae; Streptophyta; Magnoliopsida; Myrtales; Myrtaceae. Gene Ontology annotation, biological process: defense response to other organism. Bases 623 to 2767 code for a protein of 714 amino acids.